Messenger RNA from Jaculus jaculus (lesser Egyptian jerboa), 927 nucleotides. RefSeq names its product olfactory receptor 1030. Gene Ontology annotation, biological process: sensory perception of smell; G protein-coupled receptor signaling pathway. NCBI's taxonomy places the organism in Eukaryota, Metazoa, Chordata, Mammalia, Rodentia, Dipodidae. Gene Ontology annotation, cellular component: membrane. The record is from RefSeq and is a predicted model, not a curated record. The transcript has a single exon. Bases 1 to 927 code for a protein of 308 amino acids. Gene Ontology annotation, molecular function: olfactory receptor activity; G protein-coupled receptor activity; odorant binding.
AUGAUCAGAGAAAAUUCCACCCUGGUGACUGAAUUUAUUCUCUUGGGAUUAACUGAGUGUCAAGAGCUUCAGCCCAUCCUGUUUGUUCUGUUCUUUGUGAUCUAUCUGAUCACUGUUGUGGGGAAUCUUGGGAUGAUAGUGUUGAUCAGGGUAGAUUUUCACCUGCAUACCCCUAUGUACUACUUUCUGGCCAGUUUAUCUAGCUUGGAUUUAUGCUAUUCCACUAAUGUAACUCCCAAGAUGUUAGUGAACUUUUUAUCAGAAAAGAAAACCAUUUCCUAUGCUGCUUGUUUGGUCCAGUGUUAUUUUUUCAUUGCCAUGGUGAUUACGGAAUAUUAUAUGCUAGCUGUCAUGGCAUAUGAUAGGUACAUGGCCAUCUGUAACCCUUUGAUUUACACCAGUAAGAUGUCCAAAGGAGUCUGCAUCCGUCUGAUUGCUGGUCCUUAUGUCUAUGGGUUUCUGAGUGGAUUGAUGGAAACCAUGUGGACAUAUCGUUUGACCUUCUGUGGCUCCAAUGUCAUUAACCACUUUUACUGUGCUGACCCUCCCCUCAUCAGACUCUCUUGCUCAGAUACUUACAUUAAGGAAACAUCUAUGUUUGUGGUAGCAGGAUUUAACCUCACCAACUCCCUCCUCAUAAUCCUUAUCUCCUACAUGCUCAUUCUCAUUGCUAUCCUGAGGAUGCGCUCAGCUGAAGGCAGGCGCAAAGCUUUCUCCACCUGUGGGUCCCACCUAGUGGCAGUGACUGUGUUUUAUGGGACCUUGUUUUGUAUGUAUGUUAGACCACCCACGGACAAGUCAGUGGAACAGUCUAAAGUCAUUGCUGUUUUCUACACUUUUGUUAGUCCCAUGUUAAAUCCCAUCAUUUACAGUCUGAGGAACAAAGAUGUGAAACAGGCUUUUUGGAAACUAAUCAGAAAAAAAUAA